Molecule: messenger RNA, 501 nt
Organism: Trypanosoma grayi
Lineage: Eukaryota; Euglenozoa; Kinetoplastea; Trypanosomatida; Trypanosomatidae
Exons: 1
Coding region: 1-501 (166 amino acids)
Source: RefSeq, a predicted model, not a curated record
AUGCCCGUGGCGCAAUCAGCGUGCAUCGCAGGUGGGGUGCACAACGAAGAGUCACCUCGGGAUAGUUCUCCUGAGGACAUUAUGGCGUGUUUCGUCGCGACAACAGAGGAAGAACGGCUUCGCUGGGAAAGAGAGCGCUUACUUCCUCUUUACAACAACGACGUUCUCAUUGGCAGCCUUGCGCCCUACAAGUUGAAACUGGCUUUUCUGGAGGCGACGGUGGAGCACUUGCACCGCCGCUGUCGUGAGGUUCUCUCGUUGCGUGUGCCUUCUCCUCAUAGAAGAACGGAGGGGGAGGAGGAGGAGGCGCGGCGCGUUGCUUGGCUGCAUGCUGAGGCCGCCCUGGAGCGGCUCGCGGAGGUUGCUGUUCCCCGCUGGGUCGAGGAGGAUCUGCACACAGAGGUGACUGCGCUCUGUGGCGAGGUGGCGGGGGCUACGGGCGGCGCCGCGCUGCGUGGCGUUGUGGAAGAAGUCGUGGCGGAGUGUUGCCGUGGUGGAUGA